AGGUGUAUCCCAGUCACACUGGACAGGAGAAAAUAGCAUAACAGCAAAUGAUGUGAAAUGUGUGGAACGUGUUCCAGAUGAGGAUGAUGGAUCCAUACUUAGUGGUCAAGAUGACACUGCUAAGAUCCAGGAACCUUCAAAAAGUAAAAAAAGGCUUUAAGAAAAUCAACAGGGAAGCCAAACUGCAGAUACUUCACUCACAAAACACACCAAGACCAAACCGUGUACAGCCUCCAAGCAGACAAAAGGAAGGAGCUUUUCCCUUUUCUGUCUCCUGCCCACCAUUCUCCUCCUUUUGGGUGGAUUUGCAUCGCACGUCUGGCAGUAUGGAGUCCCUAAAUCUGUGUCACACCUGAUGUCACAACUGGAGCUGCACUGGUUGGAAAGUUUCUGGAUGCCUCAAGAGACAUGCAUAUCUGACUGUAGGCUUACUCUUGUUGAGAGUGUCCCUGAGGGCCUCAGCUUCCCUUCCGGCUUGCCACACCUGCCGAGCAUUUCAGACACUUGGAUUCAUCUGUUAAACAAAGCAAACCGCUCUGUCCACAUCGGUGCUUUCUAUUUCACUCUCCGUGAUUCAGACCUAGGCCUUACGGAGCCCUCGUCAGCUCUGGGCAAAAAAGUGUUCGAACGACUAAAGCAACUGGAACCAAAUGGAGUGAAGUUGAAGAUUGCUGUAAACGCCCCUCAGUCAUACAUUGCAGACACAGACGAACUGGUGGCAACAGGGGCUGAGGUCAGGGGAGUUGACCUGCAAAGCAUCACUGGAGGCAUUUUGCACACCAAACUAUGGGUUGUGGAUAAGAAACACAUGUAUUUAGGCAGCGCAAACAUGGAUUGGCGUUCCCUUACCCAGGUGAAAGAGGUUGGCGUGUCUGUGGAAGACUGCAGCUGUCUGGCACAGGACGCCUCACGGAUAUUUGACAUGUACUGGGACAUUGGAGCUCAGAAGAAUGGAUCUCUACCUCCUUUCUGGCCGGGCCGUUUCUCCGCCCUCUCCAGUUCUAAGUACCCAUUAGCUGUUAAAUUCAACGGUGUCCCUGCACGUGUCUAUUUGUCUAGUUCCCCUCCUCCUUUAUCAUCACAUGGCCGUUCUGACGAUCUCUCAAGCAUCCUGUCAGUAAUCGCUGAUGCUGAGCGCUUCAUCUAUGUGUCUGUGAUGGAUUACCUUCCCAUGUCUCAGUUCACCGAGCCCAUUCGGUUUUGGCCUGUCAUCGACUCGGCCCUGCGCGAGGCAGCUUGUACGAGAGGUGUUGAGGUGAAGCUGCUGGUCAGUUGUUGGAGUCAUUCUCCUGGUGCCAUGUUUGUUUUCCUCCAGUCUUUAUCGGUCCUCAACAACCCCCCUCUGAGCUGCAACAUUCAUUCUAAAGUUUUUGAGGUGCCGUCAACCCGAGAGCAGCAGAGGAUCCCGUUUGCACGUGUCAACCAUGCCAAGUACAUGGUGACUGACCGAGUUGUUUACAUUGGAACUUCCAACUGGUCUGAGAAUUACUUCACCCAGACGGCAGGGGUUGGGCUUGUCGUGAAUCAGACAGGUUCUGCAGUAGGGCAGGGCCAGCAAACCAUUCAGAGCCAGAUGCAGGAGGUUUUCCAGAGGGAUUGGCAUUCAGAAUACGCUCAAACCCUCACUGAUGUUCACGCGGAGCACUGCAGCGGAAAAAAGCUUACAUAAUAAACCACGCUCUUUAUUGGUUGCUAUGCACUAUGUUUCAACAAAAUAAAAACAUCAGAAACCAAAAAACCCAUCCAUGUGGCAUUCCUGCCUACUGAUAACUUAUUUAUGAUCUAUGUAUUUGCCAGAAGGAUGCUGUGCAUUUUUAAUGUUUGUUAUAAAUGCGGCAUAUAUAAAUUCUUUUUUUUUUUAAGUGCAUUUAUUGUAUAUUUGCAUUAUGUGACAUUUGCCAGAAUAAGGACAAGAUCCUUGAGCAAGCACUGAUUUUUUUUAUGUUGAACUGGUUAAACAU
Molecule: messenger RNA, 1961 nt
Organism: Carassius auratus (goldfish)
Lineage: Eukaryota; Metazoa; Chordata; Actinopteri; Cypriniformes; Cyprinidae
Product: phospholipase D3-like
Exons: 10
Coding region: 356-1669 (437 amino acids)
Molecular function (GO): catalytic activity
Source: RefSeq, a predicted model, not a curated record